Molecule: messenger RNA, 462 nt
Organism: Peronospora belbahrii
Lineage: Eukaryota; Oomycota; Peronosporomycetes; Peronosporales; Peronosporaceae
Source: the annotation of a GenBank genome assembly
AUGUUUCGGCUCUCCAUUGGACGUGGAUUUGAAGCUUUUGGUUUGUCCAGCGGUGGCCCAACAUCAAUCCAACAAGAAAGCCUUCAUUACCACCUGAAUCCACCAACGCAGAUAAAGCCCGAUAGGUUUGGCAAUCCUUCCUGCCUACUCACCGCUGCAUAUCCUAAGUUCGUUCAGACGCAGGCCCAGAGCUCUGCUGUCGCCAAACGGAUUGUAAAUGUCGAGAGUCUAGUCUCACGACUGACCUUGGCGUUGCAUGAUAUUUUCACGAAGGAUUUUCAGGGUUACAACCGGCUGAAACGUCGUGUCGAUACGUUGGAGCGGAUGGUGACGAGAGACUCGCAUAAACGCGCAGUCCACCUCGACAUCCAAGUCUUUGCCAAGCGGACGACGUUCGACGUCUGGAAGCUGGAUUAUCCUUCUUCUCCAUCUCCCGCGGCACAACAUCAGACUCACGGCUAG